UUUACUGCAAAAGUCGCUACGCUUCAUCGCAAUCAUGUCUCAACAGACCGUCAUUCGUCUCCCCGGUGAGCGGAACUCGCUCAAGAACUUCAAGGCUUUCAAGGAGUCUAUCCCUAAGCCCCAAAAAUAUGAGGUUUUGAUCAAGGUUCACUCCGUCUCCUUGAACUACCGCGACGUGGGUGUUGCGCUCUCCCUUUACCCUUUCCCCACCAAGGAUAACGUCGUUCCUUGCUCUGAUGCCGCUGGUGUUGUUGUUGAGGUCGGCGAGGGUGUCAAGAAUGUUGCCAAGGGCGAUCAUGUCAUCAGCACUUUCGACCCCACCAACCUUUAUGGCCAGCAGCUCAACUGGGAAAACGGUCACGGCGCACCUGUCGAUGGUGUCCUUCGCGAGUACUUCACUGUCCACUCUGCAGCUGUCGUUCAGCUCCCUAAAGAUUCUCCCCAAAGUUUCUCCGAGUGGUCCACCCUUGUUUGCACUGGUGUCACCGCGUGGAACGCUCUCUAUGCCAAUAUCCCCCUGAAGCCUGGCCAGAUUGUUCUUGCUCAGGGAACUGGUGGUGUCUCGAUCACCGGUCUGAUCCUGGCUAAGGCCGCUGGUGCUACCGUCAUCAUCACUUCUUCCAGCGAUGAAAAGCUCGACUUCGUGAAGAAGACCUAUGGCGCAGACUACACCAUUAACUAUAAGACCCACCCGGAGUGGUCCAAGGAGGUCAUGAAGAUCACCAACGGCCAAGGUGUCGACUAUAUCUUCGAGAACGGCGGUUCCGGAACUAUCGCCGAAAGUAUCAACUCCGUCAAGAUGGGAGGAAACGUGUCUGUCAUUGGAUUCCUUUCUCAGGCCAAGGAGAUGCCCGAUGUCGCUGGUAUGGCUCUCGCCAAGGGAGCUGUUGUCCGAGGCGUGACUGUCGGAUCCACUCAACUUCUGCAGGAAGUGGUUCGAUUUGUUGCCCGCAAAGGUCUUCGGUUGCCCGUCGAGAAGGAAUUUGCCUUCUCCGAGGAGAACACCGUUAAGGCCUUUGAGUACCUUACCUCCGGAGCUCACAUCGGCAAGGUCUGCAUCAAGAUUGUCAACUAAGAUAAGAAUACGCCUGUUUGGAUGUCGGCAAAUAGCCUUGGCAACAUGAACUUGGGUAUAAAUAACUUGAGUCACAAUGGACGCUUUUGAAAUAAAACGUGAAAUUACGUAUCGGU
Aspergillus wentii DTO 134E9 is the source of this 1191-nucleotide messenger RNA. RefSeq names its product zinc-dependent alcohol dehydrogenase family protein. The coding region runs from base 35 to 1075 and encodes 346 amino acids. The transcript has 2 exons. Gene Ontology annotation, molecular function: oxidoreductase activity. The record is from RefSeq and is a predicted model, not a curated record. Lineage: Eukaryota; Fungi; Ascomycota; Eurotiomycetes; Eurotiales; Aspergillaceae.